Ostrinia nubilalis (European corn borer) is the source of this 3609-nucleotide messenger RNA. It is a transcript of the gene Nup98-96, whose product is annotated as nuclear pore complex protein Nup98-Nup96. Bases 1 to 3609 code for a protein of 1202 amino acids. The transcript is spliced from 30 exons. Gene Ontology annotation, biological process: telomere tethering at nuclear periphery; post-transcriptional tethering of RNA polymerase II gene DNA at nuclear periphery; RNA export from nucleus. Gene Ontology annotation, molecular function: RNA binding; structural constituent of nuclear pore. NCBI's taxonomy places the organism in Eukaryota, Metazoa, Arthropoda, Insecta, Lepidoptera, Crambidae. The record is from RefSeq and is a predicted model, not a curated record. Gene Ontology annotation, cellular component: nuclear pore cytoplasmic filaments; nuclear pore.
AUGCUAUUACUCAGCCUCUUCGGCUCGUCCACGACAUCCGGCGGGCUAUUCGGCAACACCGCCGCCUCGACCUCGGCGCCGGCGUUCGGCGGCGCGACCGGCGGGUUCGGCUUCGGCGCGAGCACGUCCGGCGGCGGGCUGUUCGGCGCGAACACGAGCACGGGCUUGUUCGGGAACACGCAGAACACCUCGGCUUUCGGCGCGAAGCCUGCAGGUUUCGGCUUCGGCAGCACAUCUACGGCGGCGCCGGCGACCGGCGGGCUGUUCGGCUCCACGCCGGCCGCCGGAACUGGGUUGUUCGGCCAGCAGAACAACUCUAUGACCGGCGGGGGACUGUUCAACAACACUAGCGCGUUCGGGCAGCAACAAACCGCUACAGGCACGGGGCACGUGAAAUACAACCCGGUGGUGGGCACAGAUGUGGUCGUCAAGAGCGGCACAUCACAGAACAUCAGCAUCAAGCACCACUGCAUCACUUGCAUGAAGGAAUAUGAGAACAAAUCCUUAGAAGAGCUUCGCCUAGAAGACUACACGGCGGGCCGCAAGGGCGCGACCGGCGGCGUGUUCGGCGGCUUCGGCGCGCCCGCCGCCGACACCAAGCCGCUGUUCGGCGGCGCCGCGUCGUUCGGGCAACCAGCCGCCACUACAGCAUCGAGCGUUUUCGGCGCGCCUGCGCUUGGGACCAGCGGCGGCUUCGGACAAACUAGCACAUUUUCUUUCGGCGGUAACGCGGCCAACACAACCAGUACUACGGGGUUAUUCGGCGCCAACAAACCGGCAUUCGGCGCCACUCCAGCUCCAACGUUCGGCUCAACCCUCCCCGGCGGCGGUUUCGGCGCGGCGGCGGCGCCGACCGGCGGGCUGUUCGGCGCUAACUCUACCUUCGGCAAGCCCGCCGCCGCACAACCGGCGUUCAGUUUCAAUACGCAGCCGACGCUCGGCACAGGCGGGCUUGGCACGCUAGGCGCUAACACGCAGAACACGUUUGGGCAACAGAACAAGCCGGGCGCGCCCACGUUUGGGCUCGGCGGCGGCUCUAUGUUCCCACAGCAGAACACUACCUUUAGAACCGGGCUAGACAGCGGAUUAGGCGGUAACAUGUUCGGCAAUAACUCGUCUCUAGGCGGGCUCGGAAUCAACGCUAACAACACCAGUUUGAACAACAACAGCCUAUCCGGAGCAUCAGCCACAAACGACGUGCACGCGCAGAUAUUGUCGUUAGCGGCCCGGCCCUACGGCGACGAGCCGCUGUUCAAGCACUUACUGCCCGAGAGCUCAACAACAGCAGAGGACGUGCUAAAGCCCACAAACCCAGCGGCAGUUAAAGCUGUGCUAGACAACAGCGGGUACAAAGUCACUUCGCCCGGCGCUCGACUGAAGCUCCAUCCACGAGCCGCCCUGCCUACCGACAAGAAGUCCCUAUUCGACGGGCUAGAAGAAUCGGACGCGAGCCUAGAAGACAAGCUCAGUCUGAAGCCGAGCAGAAAACGACUUGUAUUACGACCGAGCAACUCCCAAGGGGACUACCAGAGCAGAGACCAUAGUUUGGCGGACCACAGCCAGACUAGAGACCAGACCAACAGAUCUACUGAGGAGCCGCCGCCGGCGCCACAAGUGAACGGCUCUCACAGCGAGCCCAAAGACUUGCCCGACGCGCCGCGACACGAACAAGUGGACAGGGCGAAGCGCGCCGUUAACUUCAACGACAACAGCGCGGACACGAGCGCUGACAAGAAUGGCAGUUGGCUGAGCGGGUCUAAAGUGUCGUGGAGUGAGAAAGAGAAGCCGAUAGAGGAGCCCACGCCGCGCCUCUACCCUAGUCUAGAAAAAGAAAUAAACACACAAACAUCGGAAAGGCGGGCCAGUUGGUUGACGACGAAGCCGCUCCGCAAGCCGCUACCCUCGCAGGAAAGCGAGAGCUCAGUACGAGAGCUGGGCCUCUCGCGUUCGCCGCCCAGCAGUGGGCAACACAACGCAGCGGACUCUUUUUCGGAAGAAGAGAACGUGCCUCCGCGAGAAAUGCCGCCGCACCCGACGGGAAUCAAACUGACGCGCCCUGGUUACUACACUAUACCGUCGCUGGACGAGUUGAUUUCGUACAUGCGGCCAGACGGCUCGUGCGUGGUGCCACACUUCACGGUCGGACGACACAACUAUGGGAACGUUUUCUACGAAUGCGAAAUGGACGUGGCUAACUUGGACCUGGACAAACUCGUCCACUUCCUGAACAAAGAAGUAAUAAUAUACCCUGAAGACGCGGACAAACCGCCCGUGGGAUCAGGGCUCAACCGUCGUGCAAUUGUCACAUUGGACCGUGUCUGGCCGCGUGACAAGACACAGAAGCGACCCAUCACCGAUCCGGACAGGUUGCUUCUAAUGGAGUACGAGGCGAAACUGCGUCGCGUGUGCGACAAGCACGAUACCAAGUUUGUGGAGUAUCGCCCUCAAACCGGCAGCUGGGUGUUCAGGGUGGAACACUUCAGCAAGUACGGCUUGACCGAUUCGGAUGAGGAAGACGACGGUCCCACGCCUGAGGUUCUGAAACGACAGCUCGUCAAAGACACGGUGCAGAAAGCCGCAGCGCAACCAGCACCACAACCGACCGCAGUCCAGUCGCCAGGUCUCGGAGGUCUAGGCGGUCUCGGCGGCCUCGGUGGUCUGGGAGGCCUCAGCGGUCUCAGCAGUCUGGGAGGCCUGCCGCCGUCCGAAGACACGUUGUUGGCUAUGCAUCAGACCUCGCUUAAUUUACUCAAUGGAGCUGGGAAAGCAUUCGAAAUGGACACCACCGAAGAUAACACGGAGUCUCAGAGCUUAUAUCAGGACAGCAGAGCGUUGGGCGUCAAGAGUCCCACCGGUGAGCUAGCGCGCUUGGAGCACAGACAGAGCCACCGCCAUCAGCUCAUGAAGGCUUCACUGUAUGCUGACAUUGAGAUGGAAGACGACAUAUCGGUGUCGACCGGCGACCAGCUAGUGCCAACCUCUGCCGCGCCGCCGCCGCGACCGGCGUCCACACGCCCGCCGGAAUACCCCGCCGGAAUGGACGAGCCGCCGGUUAUUGCUGCUGAAGAGCAUCAAAUGAAGCCUCUGCUAGUGCGACCGCAUACCAUCGUGCUCAAGUACCACAGAAAAGUCCCGCCCUUCGACCAAACCAUCGCCGGCAAGCUGGGCGCUGCAUACUUGGCAGACAUGUCGGUGUGCCGAGCGAGACACUCGCGCGUCGGGUUCGGGCCGAAAGCGACGCUAGCUUACGUCACGAGUUACGACUCCAUCAACGGGCUGCCUAAAACCGCAGAGCUAUGCGACCUCAACAAAUACUUGUGCGGGCGGCUCAGUUCAGACUGGAGCGAGACCGCCUUGGCGCGGCUGGAGACGCAAGGGGACUCCGCUAAAUAUCUGCAGGAAGCGCUCUCCCGCCACAUGGAGACCCUAAGGGAAUACUCUGAACUCCUGCCCUGUGAGGAGGGCCAGUGCCCUCAGCUGCAAGUCAAGAAGGAGCCCAAAGACCGAAGGGAGUUACUGAACAAACACUUGAGGGACGCGCGGCAGCUUAACAAGAGUGGCGGCGGGGUGAGUGGUAGUAGAUAUAGAAACACUUUAUACAGCACUUAG